Molecule: messenger RNA, 1469 nt
Organism: Hibiscus syriacus
Lineage: Eukaryota; Viridiplantae; Streptophyta; Magnoliopsida; Malvales; Malvaceae
Product: L-type lectin-domain containing receptor kinase VIII.2-like
Exons: 1
Coding region: 281-1333 (350 amino acids)
Molecular function (GO): carbohydrate binding
Source: RefSeq, a predicted model, not a curated record
AGUCAGCAGCAACUACCGAGAGAGAUAAAGAGGAGAGAGUGCGGCUCAUAAAGACUUUGCAGAAACUAGUGAAACGUAUUUAAUUUUCACAAACUCCAACCCAUCCUUCAAUAUUCUUUACUUUCUUACCUCUGGUUCUUCACCCACAAGCCUAAAUUUAAAAAUUAAGAGAAAAAGAAAUCAGCUUGUUGUUAAUGGAAUCAUCGCCUGCCAUAUAUUUGUAGGCCAACAAAGAAAGCAAAGAACCAAGCUCUGAUUUCAUCUCUAACCCACUUCAACAAUGGCAACUUUCUUCAUUUCCAGCUACCUCACAGCCCUGACUUGUCUUGUUUUCUUCAAAAUCUUGGCUGCAGAGCAAAGUUCCUCUUUUUCUUUCAAAAGUUUUGGUAAAGAUCCAAAAUUUGAGUCCAAUAUUGCUUUGUAUGGGGAUGCACAUGUUGUCUACGAUGGCUCUUGGAUUCAACUUACCGACUCGGUGAGUUGGAGUGCUGGGGCAGUGAUGUACAAGAAACCCAUCAAGCUUGUUGAAGGUAAAGUCAGGAACUUUGCUUCAUUUUCAACUUACUUUUCCUUCUCAGUGUCUCCUGAAAACGGUGAUGGUUUGGCUUUUAUUAUGGUUCCUAGUAGUUUUAAAGUUGAUGUAUCGGGGAAUAGUUCGAUUGGGGUUUCUAUUGGAUUGAAUAAAAGCAAAAGUGGUAUUGCUGCCGUGGAAUUUGAUACCUUUAAAGAUGCCAAGCAUGGUGAUUUGAGUGAAAACCAUGUGGGUAGUCUGGCAUCAGUUAAAACCAGAAAUCUUUCAUCUCUCAAUUUGGUGCUAAACGAUGGGGGGAAAUUACAUUGUUGGAUUGAUUAUGAGGCAACUUCAAAUAGACUAGAGAUUAGGUUGAGUCAAUCUAGUAGUUCCCGGCCAGAUGAUCCCUUGCUUUCCUAUUCGAUCAACUUGUCGAAACUAUGGAAUGAUGAAGUGUUUGUGGGCUUAAGCUCUUCAAAUGGCAACUCUUCGCAGACAUGCUUUAUUCACUCGUGGAGUUUUAAGCUGAGGCAGGUUCCCAAUUGGAUGCAUUCCCAACCACUCGAUCCCGUCAUUGCGAAGAACCCCAAACCUUUGACAGCCGUGCCCAAGAGUAGCAAAUGCUUUUGGAAAGUGUUUGUGUUCGUCUUCGGUGGCGCCUGCGGAGCCUUGAUGGCUUCUUGCGUGAUGUACCUAUGGAACGUCCUUGGCGAUAGGCGCCCUGUGGUGCCUGAAGAGUGCGGUAUGAAUCCAGUGGAUUUUGAUUACAAGAAGGUCAAGGUAGUAGUAGUGGAAGCUGCUGUCAAAGAUGGCAAGAAUUAGAUCUUUGGAGUAAGGGUUUCUGAUUGAAAGUUUUUAUGUUGUAAAGUGAUGAUAUUUUGUAAUUGUAAUUUGCAGGUUUUGUUUGUGCUUGUAGCUAAUGACCAAUUGUGAAAAGAAAAUGUACCUGUUGGUUUAC